Messenger RNA from Didymosphaeria variabile, 1053 nucleotides. RefSeq lists its product as uncharacterized. The record is from RefSeq and is a predicted model, not a curated record. Lineage: Eukaryota; Fungi; Ascomycota; Dothideomycetes; Pleosporales; Didymosphaeriaceae. Bases 1 to 1053 code for a protein of 350 amino acids. The transcript has 3 exons.
AUGAUACCCGAAAUGGAAUACCGCUUCGUCGGGCGGUCCGGCCUACAAGUCUCCGCCAUCUCGCUCGGCGGGUGGAUCACAUACGGCGGCAACAUUAACGACGAGGCGACCUUCGACUGCCUUAAAGCUGCGUACCAGGCGGGCAUAAACUUUUUCGACUGCGCAGAAGGCUACCAAGACGGCGAGAGCGAGAAAGUAAUCGGGCGCGCAAUCAAGCACUUCGGCUGGAAGAGGAACGAUUUGGUGAUAAGUACGAAGAUUAACUGGGGCGCGGCACACUCCGCCCACGUCGGCAGUCCGCGCGCAAAAGUAAACAACCUAGGCCUCUCGCGAAAGCAUUUGAUCGAAGGAACAGAAGCCUCCCUCCAACGCCUCCAACUCUCCUACGUAGACCUCCUCUACGCGCACCGCCCCGAUCGCCACACGCCAAUUGAAGAGACUGUUCGCGCAAUGAACUUCCUCAUCAACGCGGGCAAAGCUUUGUACUGGGGCACUUCGGAGUGGCUCGCCACGGAAAUAGAGGAAGCGUGGGCGGUAGCAGACCGCCUUGGUCUUAUUGGGCCAAUCGUCGAGCAGCCAGGAUAUUCUCUACUGAGAAGGGAGAAAGUGGAUGGCGAGUUCAAGAAUGCGGGGUUGUAUAGUCGGAGGGGAUUGGGACUGACGCCUUUCAGUCCACUGGCGGGCGGGCUGUUGACGGGCAAAUACAUCAACGGCAUACCGGAGGAUAGUCGGCUGAAGACCAGCGAUGAGCCUGCGGUGCAGACGCUGCUGAAGAAGAGGGAGACACCUGUGUGGGACGAGGAGCAGGGUAAGAUCAAAAAGUUAAUGGAGAUUGCGGAGAGAUUGGGGACAAAUGUUGCGACUCUGUCGAUGGCGUGGGUAUUGGCUAACGAGAACGUUGCGAGCGCGAUCACAGGGGCGAGUCGGCCGGAGCAGAUCUGGCAGACGGUGCAUGCGGUGGCGGUGUACAAGAAAUUGACGCCUGAUGUUUUGCAGGAGAUCGAGACGAUAUUUGGCAACAAGCCGGAGGAAGUGACUAAGAGGUUUGGGUAG